AUGGUUGUGUUCAUCCGAUCUGACGUAGAAACGAUUGACCCCGAAGACGUCUUUUUUCUCUUCCUAGACAUUCAAACUACACAGUUCAUCCAAGUUGCAACCCUCACUGUACUAGUGUAUGAUAUACUUCUCACAGUGGAUAAAGAAAUCAAGUACUUUUGGAAGUCGCCGAUGAGGACAGUAAAUGCUGUUUUCUUUGCGUCGGCAUCGUCAUUAACACUCGUAUAUCCAGAUAUUCUCGUGAUUCGAAUACUUGCUCUUUACUCUCGAGACCGAAGACUCGCGACUUUCCUCAAAGCCUUACUAGCGGUGGAAGCUGCCUCUAAAUUGACACUCAUGAUUUAUAACACCUAUACUCAGAGAAUUACGAUUGGAGCAAUCGGCGAUGGAAGAAUAUUUUGCACUUGCCACCAAGGUACGCCGUACGUAUGGGGAAUUUUAAAUUGGAUCAUUCCGCUGUCGUUUGGAUCUCUCUUGAUGAUUCUAGCGGUAUACAAAGCCGCUGAGUUCUGGAAAAUGUCCGCAGGCCUCACGGGCUUUUCUUUGGUAAAAGUCCUCAUCCAGGACCAGCUCAUAUAUUACGCUUUAGUGAUCUCCUGCUGCGUAUUCGACAUACUUCAGUUCUCCGAUUUUGCUGAGUCCUGGACAGCGGACCUCUUCGCGGCGCUCGGUAGUCCGAUAUUCCUUUGCAUCCUAGGCAGCCGUUUACUGUUCAAUUUGAAGGAGGCAGGAGAACGUGGUCUUAACGAGGGAACCAGCUACCGGCCAAAAGAUGUUAGUGAGAUGGAGUUUUGUGCAGUUUAA
Molecule: messenger RNA, 804 nt
Organism: Fomitiporia mediterranea MF3/22
Lineage: Eukaryota; Fungi; Basidiomycota; Agaricomycetes; Hymenochaetales; Hymenochaetaceae
Exons: 9
Coding region: 1-804 (267 amino acids)
Source: RefSeq, a predicted model, not a curated record